Messenger RNA from Trichechus manatus latirostris (Florida manatee), 5701 nucleotides. It is a transcript of the gene SLC2A9, whose product is annotated as solute carrier family 2 member 9. Gene Ontology annotation, molecular function: hexose transmembrane transporter activity. Gene Ontology annotation, biological process: monosaccharide transmembrane transport. The record is from RefSeq and is a predicted model, not a curated record. Gene Ontology annotation, cellular component: plasma membrane. The transcript is spliced from 13 exons. Lineage: Eukaryota; Metazoa; Chordata; Mammalia; Sirenia; Trichechidae. Bases 236 to 1819 code for a protein of 527 amino acids.
UAAAGAAACACUUAGUCAUAGAGGAAAUGAACUCUCCACCCCACUCCCCGGAGGGAGGAGGGAAUUACACCAGAUUCAGGAAGAAGCCCCAGAGAGGCAAGAGGAAACUAGCUAACGGACUUGAAAAACAAGUUGGGGCAGAGUAAGACCAACGGGACCUGGGGAAAUUCUGAAGAAACCAGCCCUAUCUUGGAGGAAAAAAAGACAAACUUGUCUCAAAUCUAAAAAAUAAACCAUGAAGGCCAGGGAAAAGGACCCGGCAGAUGACAUAGAAAAUGAUUUGGAGAAAAAGAAACUGGACUGGUCCUGCUCGCUCCUCCUGGCCUCCUUCGUGGGCGCCUUUGGCUCCUCCUUUCUUUAUGGGUACAACCUGUCGGUGGUGAAUGCCCCCACGCAGUACAUCAAGGCCUUUUACAAUGAAUCCUGGGAAAGAAGCCGUGGCCAUCCAGUAGACUCAGACACUGUGACGCUGCUCUGGUCUGUGACGGUGUCCAUCUUCGCCCUCGGUGGAGUCGUGGGGACACUGAUGGUGAAACUGAUUGGAAAGUUUCUUGGGAGGAAGUACACUUUGCUGGUCAACAAUGGGUUUGCGAUUUCUGCUGCGUUGCUGAUGGCCUUUUCUCUCCAGGCAGGAGCCUUUGAAAUGCUCAUCGUGGGUCGCUUCAUCAUGGGUGUGGAUGGAGGCAUCGCCCUCAGUGUGCUUCCCAUGUACCUGAACGAGAUCUCACCCAAGGGGAUCCGUGGCUCUGUGGGGCAGGUGACUGCCAUCUUCAUCUGCAUUGGCGUGUUCACUGGGCAGUUGCUGGGCCUGCCUGAGCUGCUGGGAAAGAAGAGUACCUGGCCAUACCUAUUUGGAGUGAUUGUCGUCCCUGCCUUCAUCCAGCUGGUGAGCCUGCCCUUUUUCCCCGAGAGCCCACGCUACCUACUCUUGGAGAAGCACGAUGAGACAGGAGCUGAGAAAGCCUUCCGGACGUUCCUGGGCAAAGAGAAUGUUUCUCAAGAAGUGGCGGAGGUGAAGGAAGAGGCACGGGAGCGGAGGAACAUCUGUCUGGUAUCCGUCCUGGAGCUGCUGAGGAGCCCCUUUGUCCGCUGGCAAGUCCUCACUGUGAUCAUCACCAUGGCCUGCUACCAGCUUUGCGGCCUCAAUGCGAUUUGGUUCUACACCAAUAGUAUCUUCGAAGCGGCUGGGAUUGCUCCGGAAAAGAUCCCGUACGUCACCUUGAGCACAGGUGGCAUCGAGAUUUUGGCUGCCAUCUUCUCUGGCUUGGUCAUUGAGCGCCUGGGACGGAGACCCCUUCUCAUUGGUGGCUUCGGGCUGAUGGCCCUCUUCUUUGGGAUCCUCACCAUCACACUGACACUGCAGGACCACGCCUCCUGGAUCCCUUACCUGAGCAUCAUGUGCAUCCUGGCCAUCAUUGCCUCCUUCUGCAUCGGGCCAGGUGGCAUCCCAUUCAUCCUGACCGGGGAGCUUUUCCGACAGUCAGAGCGGCCCGCUGCUUUCAUCAUCGCAGGCACAGUCAACUGGCUCUCCAACUUUACUGUUGGGUUCCUCUUCCCGUUCAUUCAGAAAAGUCUGGACACCUACUGUUUCCUGGUCUUUGCUGCAAUCUGCAUCGCAGGUGCUGUCUACUUCUAUUUUGUCCUGCCUGAAACCAAAAACAGAACCCACGCAGAAAUCCGUCAGGACUUUGCCAAAAGGAACAAGGCAUACCCACCAGAGGAGAAAAUUGACUCAGUUUUAAGUGAUAAGAUCAACAGAAGUCCUGAACCUGGCUCUUCCUCCACACUGGAUAAUUAUACCAAAAACAGGAUUGUCUAGAUGGAUGAUUUUGCCAUUUGAAGAAACCAACGAUUUCCCUGUUUUUGGAAGGCUGAAACUGACUGGAGCCAUGUAAGCGUAACAUUAUUAAGUAUUUAAACGUAGAUUUGUACAUGCUAAUCUGACAUCACCACUACUUAGGCUUUAUUCAUAGCUGAAUCUCCAAAUUCUUCUGCAAGCUGAAAACAACUGCCCUAUCUUUCAGUAUACCCUAUAUUCUUCUAUAUGGUUUGAUGGACUGCCUUCUUCAUAUCUUAACCUCUGGUUUCAGAAUGAAAUUGGGGAAAUAGUAUUUGAAUGCUUUCUCAAAGGAAAACCAUGUGGCUUGAUUGACUCAAUGAACUAGUUCCUGAAGCCUCAGUGGACCCUUAGCUUUUAUCCUGGAUGAAAGUUUCCAGUAUUUGGUGGAAAGACUCUUAGUACCUCCUAGUAAAUGCCUGUUAACAAUCUUUUGCUCUGCCUUGCUGACCUCAGGCUUAGGAGAGCCUGAUACCAACCCAACAUCCUCCAGGUUCUGUCUUUGUCAGGCUGUCCCGUGGGAUUUAAGACUUCCAGCUCCAAAGCUAUCUUCAUCUCAGAGGAUUAGAUUUCUGUGUGCUCAUAGGAGGUGUAAUGAGGAUCAAUAUGUGGAAGACCUAGAGAAGCAGAUAUAAGAGGUAACUUUCCAGUAACUGGCACAGGGACUGCAAAUUGAACUCUGUUCAGUUGAGAAUGAUUCCGAGGCUAAGCGUAGGCUUGGUGAGAAGGAACGCUGUGAUUGAUUGGCAAGGUCUGCCACAGGUGCAGAAGUGAGAAUGUCAGCACAUGUAUCUCAUGUUUGCCAAGUCUAGAAGAGAUUUAUCUGAAAAUAUAAUGAGCUGCCUUGCAAGAUGGCAAGAUGGUGAGUAAACCAUCACUCAAAGUACAAGGGCUGGAUGAUCACUUGACUGUAGGUAGGGAAACACAAGCAUUUAUUUUGGAAGAAGAGGGUUGGACUACAUAAUGUUUAAGGUCUCUUCCAGCCUUAACGUUCUAUGGAUGUUUUGGUUGGAACAACUUGCAGCCUGCCAUUGUAAAGUAUGCCUUGUUGUUUAGGUGAUUCCUUAUACUUACCUCUAGAAUAAAAGAAACUCAGAGUGCCCAUAAGUAAAUGAAAGUGAACCUGAAUUAUCACCAGUGUGUUUGAGUUUAGUUUGUUACAGCAGAAGGAGUGGGACCAGAGAGGAAAGGCUUUGGCCCUAGCAACAUGAUUGGAAUCCUUCUAGCUAUAAUCUCUUCAGUCUUCUCUGGUCAUUCUUGACAAAGACAGCCCAACCAAAACUUAAAUUCUGAUUUUCCUUGCUUGCUGACCAUUCUUUCAUCUUUGGACCUCUCCUUUUGUUGACUGCCAACUUAAUGCCCUAUAUUAUCCAACUUCUGUUUGGCUGGACAAUUUGGACAGUGUUUCUCAAUAUGGAGAGAAAGUGAUAUGCGAGUACAAAAACUUCCUGAGCCAGCGGAGCCAAAUAAAGUGUAAAUUAGAAAUCUGAGCUUCUGAAUGUUCUCUUGAAUUUUGACACUUGAGUAUCAGUCAAUAAAUGUUUAUUAGGUACCUACCAUGUACCAGGCAUGUUGGUAGGCACUGAGGUUACAUUAGAGAGCAAAAAAUGCACUGCCCUUAAACAACAGCUCAUGUCAGGAAGAGGAAGCCAGUUGCCAUCAAGUUGACCCUAACUCAUGAUGACCCCUUGCGUGUCAGAGUAGAACUGUGCUCCAUGGGAUUUUAAAUGGCUGAUUUUUUGGAAGUAGAUCGACAGGUCUUUUUUCCAAGGUGUCUCUGUGUGUACUCGAACGACCAACUUUUUGGUUAGCAGCUGAGCCAUUAACUAUUUGCACCACUUAGGGACUCCAUCUACCAGAGAAGAUAGAGAAUUGAAUAAGCAUUAACAGUAAACUGUCAUCAGUACUAAAGAAGGAGAGGACACAGUGAUAUAAGAACACGUAAUUGGACCACCUAAUCUGGGGUUGGAGUGAGAGAUGAGAAUCAGGAAAGCCCUCCAAAUAAAUGACACAAAUAGAAUGAGGAAGAACAUGACUAUCAGAUAAUAGGCUAGAAAUUAUUCUGAUAUGUUAUUACCUUUAAAAGAUAGUAGAACAACAUUACGGAGAUUUUUGAAAAGUGAAACAAUAAACCUGUGAUCUCAUAUGCUUUGUUCUCCCUAACACUAUAAUUUUACUUUUUAUACAUCUCUGUAUAUUUCUUGUCUAUAUCAAGUUGCAAUCACAAAAUACAUAAAGCACAAUUACAACCAUCUUGUUUCUUCUAUUUUUUUCACUUUAUAUUAUAUCAAAUGCAUCAUCUCAAUUCCAAAGCCUUUUUAUUCAUACUUUAAUAUCCACUGCAGUGAAUUCUUCAUGUACAGAAUCGUUUUUUAGAUUCUGAAAGAUAAUUGGGGGAUGUGAAUCAGAGAAACAGACUUUUCCAUGAGCCUUGCCAUACAGGCUCUAGUUAUCUGCUGAAAGGUACUAACCAUAUACAGCAUCCUGUAUCUAUACAUGAACCCUAAAGGAAUAGCUACUCAAAUCAAUAGGCCUCUUCUCCUAACUCCUGUGUAAGUGUUAAGGAUUAAGCCCUGGUCUUAGUAUUGUACUUAUUCUUUCAUCUGACAGCCAUGAAUUUUGACAUUUCCUCUUUUCAGGUUCACUGUAAAAAAAAAUAAUAAUAACUUUCCCAGCUCCCAGUUUUGGAUAAAAUUAAAUAUUCCCACUCCACUCUGUAUCUCCCACUGAUUACAACUAAAAACUCUGGUCAGAAUACAUAAAGCAAUUAUAUGAGGACGCAAAAAAAUAAAUUACAGCUAGCAAACUGAGAAGGUAAAUCAAAACUCAAAGAACAACUGAUAUGACAAUGAGUUUUCUGUGUUUUUUUUUUUCUCCCAUACCCGUGGCUCAUACUCCAGAACAGACCAACCAAAAACCUAUUGCUGUUGAGUCAAUUCUGACUCAUAGUGAUGCUCUAGGACAGAGUAGAACUGCCCCAUAGGGUUUCCAAGGAGCAGCUGGUAGAUUUGAACUCCCAACCUUUUUGGUUAGCAGCCUAAACACUUAACCAUUACACCACAAGUGCUCUCCAGGACAAACAGACCAGUUCCCAGAAAUUCGCAGUGGACAUGGACAGAAAAAGCUCCAAGAGAAACCCUCCCUAUUUGGCCUGAGGGGUGUCCUCUUCUCUUAAUCUCUUUACUUUUGUGGCCCUGUCCCAAGGCAAGUCCUGGUCAUGAAGCUGUACUCAUAUGGUAGCAACAGCAGUGGUCACAUAGCACCUAAAAAUCUGAGAAAAACGUUUCUAUGUGAUGAGAGGAACAGAUAAAAAGUCUCUGUGGUCCAACCAAUGUGGAGGAGUACCCCUUGUUUUGUUGUUUUGUUUGUUUGCUUGUUUGUUUUUAGUUUUGUUUUUCUUCUAUCAGUGCUUCACCUCAGAUAUAAACCCAGUUGCCAGAAGUGUGGAACACAAUGGAGGUGUAAAACUUUGUAUUUCCAGCCAGAAGACCAGGAAAAGUGAUAACUGGGGACUAGAGAGUGUAGGGGGAAUCACAGAGAAAAGAGUGAAGAAAAGGAUACCAUAAAUCUGUGUAUGAAGUCCUGGACUCAUUUGUGAGCAGCACAUGCAUAAAACUGACUAGAAGCGGUAGAGCAAAACCUUUGAGAACUGAAAUAUAAUGUAGACCACUACACAGGUCCAAACUGGCCCAUGGGUAGCACACACCCAAGGUGGACCCAAAUACCACUGCAAAGACUUUGAAAAUUAAAUUGAAAUUAAAGUCCACAGAACAUGGGUCUAGACUUGCAGUCUGCACAUGACCAGGUUUAUUACCUGCUAAUGAGAAAAAAAGAUAAACAAUGUCUAAAAGUUUUUUUUUAAUA